UUGCAAUUAUGUUAGCACAGCUGAAAAACUGUCGUGUUGAUUAAAGAAGAAAUUAAACUGGCCUUCUUUAGACUAGUUGAGUAUCUGGAGCAUCAGCAUUUGUGGGAUGGAUUACAGGCUCAACAAGGCCAGAAACAAAUAACUUUCUUCUGAAAUUCGUCAGUCUUUUCUUGUUCUGAGAAAUGAAGGCUGUUCCAUGCGAGAAAUUGCCAAGAAACUGAGGGGUACGCUCUGUGUCUUCUGUCAGAACAGGAGAUGUGUUGCUAGAACUAGCAGGUUGUUGAUGUGAUUCUAGUCUGUCAGAACAGGAGAUGUGUUGUUGAUGUGAUUCUAGUCUGUCAGAACAGGAGAUGUGUUGUUGAUGUGAUUCUAGUCUGUCAGAACAGGAGAUGUGUUGUUGAUGUGAUUCUAGUCUGUCAGAGCAGGAGAUGUGUUGAUGAUGUGAUUCUAGUCUGUCACAACAGGAGAUGUGUUGUUGAUGUGAUUCUAGUCUGUCAGAGCAGGAGAUGUGUUGAUGAUGUGAUUCUAGUCUGUCAGAGCAGGAGAUGUGUUGUUUGAACUAGCAGGUUGUUGAUGUGAUUCUAGUCUGUCAGAACAGGAGAUGUGUUGUUGAUGUGACUCUAGUCUGUCAGAGCAGGAGAUGUGUUGUUGAUGUGACUCUAGUCUGUCAGAGCAGGAGAUGUGUUGUUGAUGUGAUUCUAGUCUGUCAGAGCAGGAGAUGUGUUGUUGAUGUGAUUCUAGUCUGUCAGAACAGGAGAUGUGUUGUUGAUGUGAUUCUAGUCUGUCAGAACAGGAGAUGUGUUGUUGAUGUGGUUCUAGUCUGUCAGAACAGGAGAUGUGUUGUUGAUGUGAUUCUAGUCUGUCAGAACAGGAGAUGUGUUGUUGGAACAAGCAGGCUGUUGAUGUGAUUCUCAUCUGACUGAUAAUGAGAUUGGGUAGGCCUGAGGCCUUUAGGACACACCCACUAGUGUAGAGCGGAGGACAUGCCUGGUUGCUGUGCUUUAGUACCUUAUCAUUUCCUCAUUUCUUCCCCUCACUGCAUCUGAAUUCACUCCUCCUCCUCCUCAACAGUGACUAAUCCAAGCCAGAAGCAGGUAGAAAAGAGCAGACGUUCUGAGCUAUCCUACCAAGACCAAGCUACUACUCCUGUCACUGUGUUACUAGCCAGCUCAGGUACUCUCAACAUUCUCUGAUUCACGUACAGAGACAUUAAAAUGGCAUCCAGGAGUUCAUCUGACUCUGAAUCGGUUGGCAGGAUGUCUCUGCUGCUGGGUUGUGUAGUGAUGGCUCUGCACCUCGCAACAGGGCUGGAUGCUGCCUCGGGGGUGGAGAACACUACAGAGGAUGAAGGGGUGGACUCCCAGUCACCAUGCCCAGCUGGUUGGCAUCAGAAUGAGCAUCGCUGCUUCUCCUUCUACCCCGUCUGGGCCACCUGGGCCACUGCAGAGCUGUACUGCUCCCAGCACAGAGGGAACCUGGUGUCGGUUCACAGCCCGGGUCAACAGGUGUUUGUCCAGGAUCUGGUCAGGAGACACACAGACCAGCCGGUCUGGAUAGGAGGCUACGAUGCAGCUGAGGAGGGGAUGUGGCUGUGGAGUGACGGCUCAGCUGUUGAUGGUUUUUACUGGGAGGAGGAGGAGCCCAGUAACUCUGGACAGGGGGAGAACUGUAUGGAGCUACACACUGGAGGUGGUCGGGGCUGGAAUGACAUGUCUUGUGGAGAGCUGAGGUUCUAUGUGUGUUCUAUGGAGACCAGAUCUGGUUCAGCAGUAAUGCCAAGUCAGAAUCAAACACACGAGAGAGAGCUGGUUGAAGAGGUGAGUAUUUAUGACGUCCUGUGGGAGACUGGUAAGAGAGUAGCAGAUGAGACCCUCUACUCAGCCUUCCUCAGAGGGAUGUAUUCUAGACGUCUGCCUGCCCGCUGCUACGCUGACUUCUGCCACCAGGAGGUGCUAUACCUGGACAGAGUCAUCACCAUGCUGCAGGUGCUGAUCAGAACAGUCCAGGGUCCUCCAGACAUCAUGCUGUUUCUCCAGAGAACACAUCAACGCUACCAGGAGUCUCUGAAGGAGGCCCAGAACCAAACUCCACCACAUCUGAAUCUGUCCUCCAUCCAGCCCUCUGCAGCCGUGCGUCAGUACCUCCAGAGCUUCCAUGACAUUGUGAAUGAGGAGCCCAUCUACUGGCUGGUGUCUCUGCUGCCCAGAGCCCUGCUCAGACCUUACCUGGCAAAGAACCUGCCCCUGGAUGAGAGGACCAGACCAGGCCCCAGCCCCUGCCUCUACCCCUGGCUAAACCUCUUCCCCUGCCCCUGCUACCAGUGGGGGGGAGAGGACAUGCAGUCAGACCAGAGGAACCAGAAGGAUGAGUCAGGGACAUCUUACAGGCAUCUACUGGAGAAGUACCAGGAUGUGAUAGACGUCUAUAAGGCUGUCAACAUCUUCAGAGUCCAGAUGAUCAACGAGAAGGCUCUCUUCACCUCCAGUUGGUUUCCCACUGGUGACGAGGAGGAAGUGGAGGACCAACUCAGCCUGUCGUCUGAGGAGUCUGGACCUGACGUUAGGGUGAAGCUGUAGCAGUGCAGCUGUAGAAUACAGGGAGCUGUGUGUGUGUGUGUGGCUGUGUGUGUGUGUGUGUGUGUGUGUGUGUGUGUGUGUGUGUGUGUGUGUGUGUGUGUGUGUGUGUGUGUGUGUGUGUGUGUGUGUGUGUGUGUGUGUGGCUGUGUGUGGCUGUGUGUGGCUGUGUGUGUGUGGCUGUGUGUGUGUGGCUGUGUGUGUGUGGCUGUGUGUGGCUGUGUGUGUACGGCUGUGUGUGUACGGCUGUGUGUGUACGGCUGUGUGUGUACGGCUGUGUGUGGCUGUGUGUGGCUGUGUGUGUACGGCUGUGUUUAUGGGUUUUCACAUGGGGCAGGACUUUUCCUCUUGUCAGACAUAUUCAACUUAUGUUGGACACUUCUCCAAAAUAACUACUAUUCAGACUCUAUUAAUGCAAUAACAUAAUGAAUGUAAAAAUCUAAUAAUUGUCAACAAAGGGGCUACAAUAAAAUAAAAAACAUUUAGGUAAUAAAAUCAAAGAAUAAAACUGAACUGUACUGUAAAAUUGUAUUUUCUCAUGGGUGUUGCAAUACGAAUAUUACACAGCCAAUGUCACGUUCUGACCAUAGUUCUUGUGUGUUUUACUUGUUUUAGUGUUGGUCAGGACGUGAGCUGGGUGGGCAUUCUAUGUUGUGGGUCUAGUUUGUCUGUUUCUAUGUUUGGCCUAAUAUGGUUCUCAAUCAGAGGCAGGUGUUUUGUGUUGUCUCUGAUUGGGAAUCAUAUUUAGGUGGCUUGUUUUGUGUUGGGGUUUGUGGGUGGUUGUUUCCUGUCUUUGUGUUCAUUUCACCAGAGAGGACUGUUUCGGUUUGCCACGUUUGUUAUUUUUGUAUUUUGUAAGUGUCCACGUUAUUGUCUUUUUGUCAUUAAUCAUGUUGAGCACAAACUACGCUGCAU
Messenger RNA from Salvelinus fontinalis (brook trout), 3488 nucleotides. RefSeq lists its product as uncharacterized. The transcript has 14 exons. Lineage: Eukaryota; Metazoa; Chordata; Actinopteri; Salmoniformes; Salmonidae. The coding region runs from base 1215 to 2576 and encodes 453 amino acids. The record is from RefSeq and is a predicted model, not a curated record. Gene Ontology annotation, molecular function: signaling receptor activity.